Messenger RNA from Branchiostoma floridae (Florida lancelet), 3145 nucleotides. Its product is annotated as kelch-like protein 20. The record is from RefSeq and is a predicted model, not a curated record. Lineage: Eukaryota; Metazoa; Chordata; Leptocardii; Amphioxiformes; Branchiostomatidae. The coding region runs from base 23 to 1540 and encodes 505 amino acids. The transcript has a single exon. Gene Ontology annotation, molecular function: protein binding.
UGGAAGUGAUACACCCUCGGUUAUGGAACUGCUACCACUACAACAAAGACUGGUUCUUCGGCGAGUUGCAGAAAAUGAGAUCAGCCAGUGUGUUGAUGGACGUGACCCUGAGUGCGGAGGGAAAAGAGAUCCCUUGUCACCGCCUGGUUCUCGCUCAGCGGCAUGGAGUGAAUACUUUCGGUCUAUGUUCAGCGUAGGUCUCAGCGAGAGCAAGAAGGACAAGAUAGAGAUAGGAGGGGUGAGCGCAGACGUACUGCAACAGUUGGUAGACUACGCUUACACAUCCGAAGUCAACAUCACCGAAGAAAACGUCCGGCCACUGUUUGAAGCCGCAGACAUGCUGCAGUUUCUCGGAGUCCGCGCCCACUGCGAGGAGUUUCUACAUCAACGCGUGAGCGUAGAAACGUGUUUGGGAAUAUGGGCGCUAGCGGACAGGGUAUCGUGCGCGCGUUUAGCAGAUACGGCAAAAAGCUGCGCUCUAAAGAAGUUUGAAGAAGUGUGCGCGACGGAGGAGUUUCUUCACCUGCCAGGUCAUUUGCUGCAGUCGUACAUCUCAGAUAAGGGCCUGCUAACCAAGAAGGAGGAACGAAUCUUGGAAGUGAUCAUGCUUUGGACAAGACAUGCCCCUGAAGAACGGCAGAAAUAUCUCAAGGAUCUACUGAAGUGUGUCCGCUUCUCGCGUAUGGACCCAGACUAUCUCAAGACCAUUCUGAAGGAAGACAAUGUGUUGGCAGGAGUUGAUGGUAUCAAUGCGAUGAUGAAGAUACAACCUACACAUGCAGAACCUCGCCAAAUUCUCCAGAAGGACAUUUUAGUUCAUUCAGGCGGGAAAAAGUCCAUGCGCCAGGCAUGGAGGUACAUCGCGUCUACGAACAUUUGGAUGAAGCUGGCUAACCUUGGGAAAGGAAGAUACGGCCUUGGGAUGGCAGUUUUGGGAGAAAAGCUGUACGUGGUUGGUGGUACAAAGAAUGCACAUGACAGGACCCUUCUUUCUCGGGAGUGUAGAAUACCUGACGUUGAGGUAUACGAAAAGAAGAGGAACAACCGUUCUAAUUGGAAACUAACGGAACCGCUUCCGCUGGCAGUGAGCAAUUUCGGCAUAACUGCCUGCAGUGGAAAGCUCUAUGUCUUUGGUGGCAUUACAAACGAGAAACUGGGUGCAACUAGUCAUGUUCAGCACUAUGACCCAACGGCCAUGCACGAAAUGUGGGCGGUAGAGGAGUGUUGGGUGUCCGAUAGGGUUUCUCAUCUGAGCGCUUGCACAGUUGACACCAAGAUCUACUUGGUCGGUGGACGGUUGAAUUGGGUGCUUGGCUUUAAUCCAGACCAUUGCCCAUGGGAAAGUCCUGAUGAGAUGUUGGCUGAAACAUUGGCCCCGUGGGCCCACUGCAGCGCCACAGUAUGCGGCUCUGACAUCUACAUUACUGGUGGCAAGGAACAGAGCUACCACCUGUAUGGUGGUCCUCUGCCUAACCGUGAAAACUUCGCUAUAUAUAGUUCAGUGUUACAAUGUGAGGAACAAUACCAUGGUAUUGGCUAAGGAUCUGCCAAAGCCGCUGCAUAGACACUGCACAGUAGCUAUUGCCAAGACUUAAAGCUUGUGGUGUAACUGUUGUUGCAUGAAUAGUUGGUUGGCACGAUAUUUUACCGCGCUGGAGCAUUUUAAUAUUGUUCUGCAUGUAAGGAACCAUAAGUCUAGAGAAACACAAACUCAAAAAAAGUAUGUAACGUUGUGCCUUGGUUCUGAUAUUAACGGUUGGUUCGGUAGUAGAAAAUAUAUAUCCUUUUCUUUAUGUUAACUCGAUUAUAUAUACCUCGUUGUUCAGGAACCCCAAAAUUUAUGAAAGGAAUGCGAACAAAAAGUUGCGCAAAAAAUGUCUUCAUUAUGAAAUCUAAGUGUUCUGAAGGUGGCUAAAUGACUAAACCUGCAGAGUAUGGCAUGCCGAACAGUAGAUCUUCAUUUUUGCUAUUCUUUAUUUGUAAUCUUUGUUGUUCUUUAAUUUGUUGUUUAAAGUUGGGCAAAAAGUUCCCUUCAUUAUGAAUCGAGGGGGUUAGAAAGGUUGAACGAAUGAUACAGAGUAUGGUAUACCGAACAAUACGUUCUUCAUUUUUGUUAUUCUUUAUUUGUCAUUUUUGUUUUGUUUGUUAUUUUUAUUGAUCAACAGAUGAACAAAACAAAGUUGCCUUCAUUGUGAAAUCGAAGGGGUUAGGAAGAUUGAACGAGUGAUACAGAGUAUGGUGAGCCGAACAAGACGUUCUUCAUUUUUGUUAUUUUUUUGUUGAUCAACAGAUGAACAAAAAAAAGUCGCCUUCAUCAUGAAAUCGAAGUAGUGCAGGAAGGUUGAAGAAAACCAUGGCUAAGAGACUAUUGGUAUGGAUACUAAAUAAUAGAUUCAUUUCUGGUCUUUCGCAUUUUCUUCUUUCACCUUUGAUCAUGAAUUGAGAUGUUAUGACACUGGUGUCCGUUUUCCUAUAUUUUCGUGUAAUUUUCGGCACACUAGUAUAUUUGCUCAUUUUGCUGCUGCUUUGGACGAUUCACAGUUUGGUCCACAUUUUUUUUGGAAAUGGACGAAAAUUGAUGACCGGGAAUGUCACUCAUACACAAAAUAAGACAGGAGGGAGAAGGUUAAAGUCUUGUAAUGAUGUCAAAUUACAGUACAGAUUAACAUGGACAUGUACAACUUUAAUUUGUUGGCAAUAAAAGUUCUCACACAACUACGCCCCUUCACGUGUUGUUUUCUAUCGUUUGAAGGAGAAAGUAAUACAGCGCAGUGUAGCGUCAGACUCAGACCAGUUUAUCUUAUGAUAAUCUUGUCUUUAGUCUAGUGCGUUUCACAAAGAUAUGUGUUCUAAGGGCUAUCAAAUAUACGUGAAGAAAAAAUAUCAAAAUCAAAGAACACUGUGCAUACUACGCAAUAAUAAAGUAAUUGUGCUUAUCAACUAACAGUAGUAUGUCGUAGAAAAAACAGAAGUGCUAAUAAGUAAUAUGUAGGUCUUCAAGAUUCAAACAUGUUACCUAAAAAGGAAAAAACAAAGUUCAGCUAUGUUUAUCAUAAGUUGAUCACAAUAGUUAGUAUUUAGUAUAGGUACAAUGUAAUACAAAAGAGAGGUUAUAAAAAAUGUAAAAAUAUAGUAUUAGGGUAUU